Messenger RNA from Symbiodinium sp. CCMP2456, 291 nucleotides. NCBI's taxonomy places the organism in Eukaryota, Dinophyceae, Suessiales, Symbiodiniaceae. The record is from the annotation of a GenBank genome assembly.
GUGGGUCAUCGCAGAUCUCGCUGGUCAGAAGAUGCAGCCGAUGAUGAUCUGGGGCCCUUCAAUGCCAUCCUGCCGCCAAAGCAGCCGGUCGAAGCCGCAGAGGAGGAUGACGACCUCGGACCCUUCAACGCCGUCCUCCCGAAGCGCACCGCGCCGCCGGCAGACGACGACCUCGACCUCGGCCCCUUCAACGACAUCCUGCCGCCCAAGGCGGCACCGGCACCGGAGGAGGACGAGGCAGAUGACGAUGAUGAUCUGGGCCCCUUCAAUGCCAUCCUGGGCCGGAUGUGA